AUGUCCUCAUCACCAUGUCCUCCUCCUCUUUCUAUCUUCUUCUUCUUCUUCUUAUUUUCUUCUUCCCCUUCACUUUAUGUCCCUCAUCACCAUGUCCUCUUCCUCUUUCUAUUUUCUUCUUCUUCUUCUUCUUCUUCUAUAUCUUCACUGCUCCUAACCUCUUCUUCCUUGUCCUCAUUACCAUGUCCUUCUAUUUUCUUUUCUUCUUCUUCUUCUCUUCUUUUCCUUUCUCCCAAUUGCUACCACCAUCUUCUUCCCUAUGUCCUCAUCACCAUGUCCUCCUCCCUCUUUCUAUUUUCUUCUUCUUCUUCUUCUUCUUUCCUUUCUUCUUCUUCUUCUUCUUCCUCCUCAUCACAAUGUCCUCCCCUCCUUUCUAUUUCCUUUUCUUCUUCUUCUUCUUCUAUAUUUCCUCAUUACCAUGUCCUCCUCCUCUUUCUUUCUAUUUUCUUUUCUUCUUCUUCUUCUUCGUCCUCUUCUUCUUCUUUCUUCUUCUCUUCUUCACCAACUUCUUCUCUUCCUAUGUCCUCAUUACCAUGUCCACCUUUCUAUCUUCUUCUUCUUCUUCUUUCUUUCUUCAAUCACCAUCUUCUUCCCUAUGUCCCUCUCACCAUGUCCUCCUCCUCUUUCUAUUUUUUCUUCUUCUUCUUCUUCUUCUUCACUGCUACCAUCUUCUUCCCCACUUCACCAUGUCCUCCCCAUCUUCAUUUUCUUCUUCUUCUUUCUUCUUCUGUCCCCACUUCUUCUUCUUCUUCUUCUUCACCUACCAACUCUUUUCUUCCUAUGUCCUCCUCCUUUCUAUUUUUUCCUUCUUCUUCUUCUUCUUCUUCUUCUUCUUCUUCUUCACUGCUACCACCAUCUUCCCUUCCCAUCACCAUGUCCUCAUCUUUCUAUUUUCUUCUUCUUCAUCUUCCUUUCCUCAUCUUUUCCCUAUGUCCUUUCAUUGUCCUCCUCCUCUUUCUAUUUCCUUCUUCUUCUCUUCUUCUUCUUCUUCUUCUUCUUCUUCACUGCUACCACCUUCUUCCCUAUGUCCCAUCACCAUGUCCUCAUCAUCUUUCUAUUUUCUUCUUCUUCUUCUUCCUUUCUUAUUUCUUCUUCUUCACUUCUUCUUUUCCCUAUGUAUCCAUUCUUCUUUUCUUCUUUUUCUUCUUCUUUUCUGUAUCCAUUCUUCUUUUCUUCUUUUUCUUCUUUCUUUUUCUGUAUCCUUCUUCUUUUCUUCUUCUUCUUCUUCUUCUUCUUCUUCUUCUUCUUCUUUCUUCAUCGUCUUCUUUCUUCUUCUUCUUCUUCUUCACUGAUACCACACCAUCUUCUUCCUAUGUCCUCAUCACCAUUUCCUCCUCCUCCUUUUUCUAUUUUCUUCUUCUUCUUCUUCUUCUUCUACUUCUUCUUCUAUCAUUAGGCUUUAUCUUCUUCUUCUUCUUCUUCUUCUUCUUCUUCUUCAAAAAUCUUCUUUUAUCUAAUAUUCUUUUCUUUUAUGAUUUUUCUUCUUCUCAUAUUGAUCUAAUAUUCUUUCUUUCUUUCUUUCUUUCUUUCUUUCUUUCAAAACCCAGCUGUGGAUAA
This is a messenger RNA of Acanthosepion pharaonis, 1557 nucleotides long. The record is from the annotation of a GenBank genome assembly. Lineage: Eukaryota; Metazoa; Mollusca; Cephalopoda; Sepiida; Sepiidae.